AUGGACGAGGUGGACAGUGGGAGGCUGCUCACUCAGAAUCUGCUGGGCGAGGCUGAAGAAGUUGUUGGACGGAGCCCAGCCAUCAAGCCUGGUGGUCCCCAUCAGAGACCCUCUCAGUACCUGGAACUCUGGCCUGGGUGGAAGAAGCAGACACAGAAUCUGUCCACCCUCUUCCAAGCUGCUCCUGUGCUGGCCAUCCACCUCCAGGAGGUGGCACCUGCUGGCAAAACAAAACAAGAGGACCAUAGUCCCAACCAAGCGCAGACCUGGGAGGAAGACACAUCACCCACUCAUGCAUCUGCCCUGGACUUCCACUCUGACAGAGAGGGGGCACCUGUGGACACCUUAGACACAGUUUCUCUGUCCUGCCACCUGACCUGCCACCACUGCUCUCCUGACACCUGCCCAAUCCUUGUCCUGUGUGUCUGUAAUAACCACGCUCUGGGACCUCACUGCCCGGCCUGCAACUUGUCCUGCGCCAUUGAUGACCUCGCGCCGCCUGCCAAAGCCUUCUUAUCAGCCCUGUAUUCCCUGUCUUUGCUCUGUCCCAGGAGCGGCUGUGGCAAGCAGGUCAGAAUAGACGCAUUUAAAGCUCACUGUCUGGGCCAUGAGCUGGACGAACAGGACGAUAAGCAGCAGUCAUCAGAACUUGACAACUACCUGUUAACCAAUAAAGGGGGGAGACCUCGUCAGCACCUGCUAUCACUGACCCGCCGUGCCCAGAAGCAUCGGCUGAGGGAUAUGAAGAACCAGCUGAAGGCGUUUGCAGACAAAGAGGAAGGCGGCGACCUGAAGUCUGUGUGUCAGACUCUGUUUCUGCUUGCACUGAGGUCUGGGAAAGAACAUCGCCAGGCAGAUGAGCUAGAGGCUACGAUGCAAGGCAGAGGCUUUAGUUUGCAACCUGCUGUGUGCUUAGCCAUUCGGAUCAACACUUUCCUGAGCUGCAGCCAGUAUCACAAGAUGUACCGAACUGUCAAAGCCACCAGCGGCCGCCAGAUCUUUCAGCCCCUCCACACCUUGCGGGCUGCAGAAAAAGAGCUUCUCCCUGGCUUUCACCAGUUUGAAUGGCAGCCAGCUCUCAAGAAUGUGUCUACAUCUUGCAGUGUUGGCAUUAUUAAUGGGCUCUCUGGAUGGGCUUCCUCUGUGGAUGAUUUCCCAGUUGACACCAUCACCAGACGGUUCCGCUACGAUGUGGCUCUGGUGUCAGCGUUGAAGGAUCUGGAGGAGGAUAUCUUGGAGGGGCUGAGAGAGAGUGGGAUGGAAGACCGUGCUUGCACCUCAUGCUUCAGUGUCAAGAUCAAGGAAUCCUGUGAUGGCAUGGGCGAUGUCAACGAGAAGCACGGUGGAGGACCAGCUGUUCCUGAGAAGGUUGUGCGUUUUUCUUUCACUGUUAUGUCGGUCUCUGUCCUGGCAGACGAUGAGGAGGAGGAAGACGUUACCAUCUUCACUGAGCCAAAGCCAAACUCAGAACUGUCCUGUAAGCCCCUGUGCCUGAUGUUUGUGGAUGAGUCAGACCAUGAGACACUCACAGCUGUCCUGGGGCCUGUAGUUGCAGAGCGUAAUGCAAUGAAAGAGAGCAACCUCAUCCUGUCCAUGGGCGGACUUCCUCGUUCCUUCCGCUUUCAAUUCAGAGGCACAGGAUAUGAUGAGAAGAUGGUGCGCGAGGUCGAGGGCAUGGAGGCCUCAGGGUCCACCUACGUCUGCACUCUUUGUGACUCCACUCGGGCACAGGCCUCUGAAAACAUGGUGCAACACUCCAUCACUCGCAGUCAUGAAGAGAACCUCGAUCGUUACGAAAUAUGGAGAACCAACCCCUUUUCUGAGUCUGUAGAUGAGCUGCGCGACAGGGUUAAAGGGAUCUCUGCCAAGCCCUUCAUGGAGACCCAGCCAACGAUGGAUGCAUUACAUUGUGACAUCGGCAAUGCCACUGAGUUCUACAAAAUCUUCCAGGACGAGAUCGGAGAGGUGUACCAAAAGUUCAAACCCAGCCGGGUGGAACGGCGCAGCUGGAGGGCAGCCCUGGAUAAACAGCUUAGGAAGAAAAUGAAGCUUAAACCAGUGAUGAGGAUGAAUGGGAACUAUGCCCGCAGGCUUAUGACCCAAGAGGCUGUGGAGGUGAUCUGUGAGCUAGUGCCCUCAGAGGAGAGGAGGGAGGCUCUGAGGGAGCUGAUGAGGAUCUACAUCCAGAUGAAGCCGGUGUGGCGCGCCACCUGCCCUGCUAAGGAGUGUCCCGAGCAGCUGUGCCGCUACAACUUCAACUCCCAGCGCUUUGCCGACCUUCUCUCCUCCGCCUUCAAAUACAGGUACAAUGGAAAGAUAACCAAUUACCUGCACAAGACCCUGGCCCAUGUGCCUGAAAUCAUAGAGAGAGAUGGAUCCAUCGGAGCCUGGGCCAGCGAAGGGAACGAGUCUGCAAACAAGCUCUUCAGGCGUUUCCGGAAGAUGAAUGCACGUCAGUCGAAGACCUUUGAGCUUGAGGACGUGUUGAAACAUCACUGGCUCUACACCUCCCAGUACUUGCAGAAGUUUAUGGAAGCUCAUAAGGACUCUGCCAAAUCACUGUAAGCCACCAUUAACCAAGUAGAGAGCCAGGACUUUAUGUGA
This is a messenger RNA of Pseudoliparis swirei, 2604 nucleotides long. RefSeq names its product recombination activating 1 (gene rag1). Gene Ontology annotation, biological process: pre-B cell allelic exclusion; adaptive immune response; V(D)J recombination. Gene Ontology annotation, cellular component: nucleus; endodeoxyribonuclease complex; DNA recombinase complex. Gene Ontology annotation, molecular function: double-stranded DNA endonuclease activity; sequence-specific DNA binding; ubiquitin protein ligase activity. The record is from RefSeq and is a predicted model, not a curated record. Lineage: Eukaryota; Metazoa; Chordata; Actinopteri; Perciformes; Liparidae.